CCAUUGCUAGUUCAGUGUUCUGCUGGAAAUCGCAAUUAUAUUGGGUUUAAACCAGAUAUCCGCUGUAGUGCUCUAAUGUGAUAUAUUGGUUUAUAGGCCAGUAACAAUGUAUUAACAGACAAGUAAAUUAUGUAAAUCAGUGGCUAGUCACAGAACUUGGAUUUAGUCAGGUCAGAGUGGUGAGCACGGUGAAGUGAUGUAUGCAAGCUUAAUCGCGGUGCGAUGUCUUUUCGACUAGAGUCAUGCUUACGUGUAAAUAUAAAUUUAAGUAUGCCUAUUACAUUUUAAAUUAGCAAGUGAAGUAGCUACUUACCUGGUGUGAUUGAAAUGGUUAGUAAAUCAUCAGGUGAUUAUUCAUUUAGGAAACUCACUGCAAAUAAUAUUUAGUCAGUUCCAGUAUAAAUGGUCUGGAAAUCUACUUUCACGGAUUCAGAGCGUCCAGUCUCCGUAAUAUCCUAGCCCAUAUGGAAGGACCUGCGUGUCAAAUUUUGAAAGGACUUGAACAUAAUGUCGUUAAAGAUGCUCCACCUUCUGUUUAUUAUUUUCCGGAUUACAUAACAGAGGCGGAAGAGGCAUAUCUUUUGCAACAGGUAUACAAGGCCCCAAAGACCAAAUGGACUCAACUGAAAGGCAGGCGGCUCCAGAACUGGGGUGGGCUACCCCAUCCAAAAGGUAUGCUUGCAGAGAAGUUGCCUGAAUGGCUACAGAAGUAUGCUGAGAAAAUCUCUGCCCUUGGCGUAUUUGCUGGAAAAACUGCCAAUCAUGUCCUAGUGAAUGAAUAUAAUCCAGGACAGGGUAUAAUGCCACACGAGGAUGGGCCACUCUACUACCCCACAGUUUCCACAAUCAGCCUUGGGUCUCACGCUGUCCUCGACUUCUAUCAUCCCAUCGACAGCACCCAGACGGAUGCCCUACAAACUGAACAAAGCCGUUACCUUGUCUCCCUGCUGGUGCAGCCACGGAGCUUGCUGGUCCUCCAGAAUGAAAUGUAUGAGCACUUUCUGCACGGCAUCCAGGGAGUUUCCCAGGACACUCUAACAGACAGGGUGGCCAACCUGUCUGCCGCUUGUGCUCGUGCUGGAGACUGCCUGACCCGGGACACCCGGGUGUCCCUCACUAUACGCCAUGUCCCCAAAAUUCUUAGAGCCAGCUUACUGCUGGGGAAGAAGUGAUGGGAUGACUAAGCAAGAGAAAAGGGAACCUGUUGAGAAUUCUGGCCAGAAUAUCUUGGCCUUCUUCAGUUCUGUAUGCCUGCAGCAUCCUUUUAUAAUUGUCCUUCCAUCAGACUUUGCAACAAUUUAUUUCAGGCCAAACACCCACAGAUUAUGGUUCCUCUAAAUCAUUGUGGAACCUUUGUACCACAAAUAUUGAUGGUUCAUCCACAGUAACAACUACCUUGUCAUAAUGUUAAAUGGUUAAUUCUAUCAGGAAUAUAACCACAGAAAAAGACAAGUAGAUGGUUUGGUUUGGUCAUGGUUUUUGCAGGAAGGAGCACUUACCUAUAUACUAUACAUACUGUUCCUGCUCAUUGGUUCUGCAUAUAAUAUUUAUAAGCAGACAUUCAUUAUGCUGUUCGUUUGUUUAACUUGACAGCUAACAGAAACACUUUUUUUUUUUCACCAGUUGUUAAUAAAGUCUGAUUUAAUUAUUUUUCAAA
This is a messenger RNA of Conger conger (European conger), 1657 nucleotides long. RefSeq names its product alkB homolog 6 (gene alkbh6). NCBI's taxonomy places the organism in Eukaryota, Metazoa, Chordata, Actinopteri, Anguilliformes, Congridae. The coding region runs from base 465 to 1172 and encodes 235 amino acids. The record is from RefSeq and is a predicted model, not a curated record. The transcript has 6 exons.